Polistes dominula (European paper wasp) is the source of this 1461-nucleotide messenger RNA. RefSeq lists its product as uncharacterized. The record is from RefSeq and is a predicted model, not a curated record. Gene Ontology annotation, cellular component: nucleolus. Lineage: Eukaryota; Metazoa; Arthropoda; Insecta; Hymenoptera; Vespidae. Gene Ontology annotation, molecular function: zinc ion binding; nucleic acid binding.
AAUUUUUAAAAAUUUGUAAUAUUAUUAUUAAAUAAUUCUAAAAAUUUUAACUAAAUUAUUAUCAGUUAUCGUUUAACUUUUACGACGUGGCCACGUGGUAUGAAAAGUUAGAUCAUGACAAGGUAUACAAGAGCAAAGGGUGCCAAAGCAUCAAAUGAGCGUUUGCCCAACGAUGCUACUCCAUGGCACGUUAUGAAACAGCAACUUACUGAAAAUGAAACAACAGAGAAAAAGGUGAAAACAGCAAAAGAACUUUUAAGUGAAAAACAAGAAACUGAUAAUACAGCAACCGUUAGCUGGGCUAGUUUCGAUGAUGAUAAAUCCAAUAAAAAUGUAAAUCAAGAUACGAUAUCCAAAAAGAAAGAAAAGAAAAAACAUAUUAACAAUAAGAAUGAAUCAGAAACCCAAGUAGAAGAUAAUGUUAAUUCAGAUAAAAAGAUAAUAGAUAAUGAAAAUAAUUCUUCACAAUGGCAUCAAGUUUUAAGCAAACGACAAAAGCGUAAUAUGAAAAGACAGAAUAAGAAUCUAUCUGAUUCGACUACUACAACUUCUAUUAAUAAGGAAGAAUCUAAUGAUAAUAAUACUGAUUUUCGUGAUUCAAAGCGUAGUAACAAUAAUUUCCCUCAAAGGUUCAAUAGAAAUUAUUCCAAUGGAAAUAACUUCAACAAUAGAUUUAAUCAAUAUAAUAAUAAUAGUAGAAUGAGCAAACCGGUUAAGAAAAGGAAACCUCCAAAAAUUAGAGAUGAUUUAGAACAUAAAAGAAGAAAGUCUGAUUGUGGACCUAUAAAAAUGAUGUUUAAUGGUGUAGAAGUAGAAAUAGUCAAAUAUGAUGGAUUUCCAGUAAAAAAAGAAGAUGCAGAGAGAUUGAAAGAAUUGAGACAAAAGAUGGUAAUGCAAGGUAUACCUAAGUCAGAAAUUGAUAGUGCAAUGAAAUUGGAAAGAAGAAAAGCUGAGAAGGAAUUAGCACGUGCUAAAAAGCACGUUUGCUUUCACUGUCGUAAAGCCGGUCAUAAUUUAUCAGAUUGUCCUGAGCUUGCAAAUGAACAAUCUGGAACAGGGAUUUGUUAUAAAUGUGGUUCAACCGAGCAUACUCAUUUCGAAUGCAAAGUAAACAAAGCUCCAGAGUACAGAUAUGCAACCUGCUUUAUUUGUCGCGAACAAGGACAUAUUUCCAACCAAUGUCCCGAUAAUCCUAAAGGAAUCUAUCCUGAUGGAGGAGCUUGCAAGAUUUGCGGAGAUGUUACGCAUUUAAAAAAAGAUUGUCCGGAUUUAAUAAAAGAAAAAGAAGAAUCUGUAAUAACAGUAGAUAAAAUUACAGAUGGUACUUUAGAAUCUUUGGAUGCAACCAGUGAUAAAAAUAAGAGUAGUCAUACAGAUAACAAAACCGCAAAAAUUAUAAAAUUUUAAAUUACUUUACAAAAAUAUUAUGUUUUUUUAUGUAUUAUUAUGUAUUAUAUUUUU